CCUGCCUCCAUUCUCAAGGAGAGUUAGAGAGAGAAAGAGGAGUGAGACAGCCAUGGCUGCCUGAAAGGGAAACAAAGGAAAUUAGAAAUAGAAACUUUUUUUUUUCUUUUUUUUCUUUUUUUUCUUUUUUGUUGUUAUCGUUUUAAAAUGGGUUCUAGUUCGUUUCUCAACUGUACACUCCAAAUCCCUCCAUUUUUGUUAUAAACCCAAAUUCUGUUGAUUCUAAUCCUGUUACAGUACGGAUCAAGAAACACCCAACUCCAAAUUCAACUCGAUUUUUCCGUUUCUGCACAAAACCCUCCCAUGUUUUCGUCAAUUUCUUUGUGGGUGAUUCGAUUUUGAAGGCGAAAUGAAGAAAUUAAGAACUUAUUAUAUGCAUUUGAGAAACCCACCGAACAUGGAGCGGCGAUGGAUCUUCCCAUUAGCAAUCGGUUCGAUGGUUUCUCUGUUUCUUCUGUUUCUUUCUAUGGUGACUUCUCCCGGUGGAACCCCUCUGUUUCCGUUUUACAAAUCGGUGGCUGUUUCGGGUUCGUUCUUCGUUGAAUCGAAGCUUCAUCCGGUUCCGAUUUCAUCGCUCCCUCCGCCGCCGCGAUUUGCGUACCUAAUUUCGGGUUCAAUCAGAGAGGGGAAUAUGUUGAAACGGACGCUUGAAGCUUUGUACCAUCCGAUUAAUCGGUAUGUUUUGCAUUUGGACCUCGAAUCGCCGCCGGAGGAGCGGCUGGAUCUGCAAAGUUACGUGCAGACCCAUCCGAUUUUUCAGAAAUUUGGGAAUGUGCAGGUUAUUGCUAAGGCUAAUCUUGUUACCUAUCGAGGGCCAACUAUGGUGGCUAAUACAUUACACGCGGCAGCGAUUUUACUCCGAGAAGGCGGCGAUUGGGAUUGGUUUAUUAACCUCAGCGCUUCGGAUUAUCCUCUUGUUACUCAAGAUGAUCUGCUGCAUACUUUUUCUCAAUUGCGUCGUGAUCUCAAUUUCAUUGAUCAUACUAGUAAUAUUGGAUGGAAAGAGAGUCAGAGAGCUAAGCCAGUGAUUAUUGAUCCGGGGUUGUAUAUGUCGAAGAAGGCUGAUGUGUUUUGGAUUACACAGAGAAGAAGUGUGCCUACAGCCUUCAAACUCUUUACAGGUUCGGCUUGGAUGGCGCUUUCUCGACCUUUUAUCGACUACUGCAUAUGGGGGUGGGAAAACCUACCUCGGGUUGCCCUAAUGUAUUAUGCAAACUUCAUAUCCUCUCCGGAAGGGUACUUCCACACCGUCAUUUGCAACGCUCAACAGUUCCAAAACACAACAGUGAACAGUGACCUCCAUUUCAUAUCAUGGGACAAUCCUCCCAAACAACAUCCUCACCAUCUCAAUCUCAAUGACUUGCAAAAGAUGAUAGAUAGCAAUGCUCCAUUUGCCAGAAAGUUCGUUGGAGAAGAUCCCGUGCUCGAUGAAAUCGACAAACAACUUCUAAACAAACACCCCAAUAUGGUGGUUUCUGGUGGUUGGUGCAUUGGAAGCCAUGAAAACGGGACCGAUCCAUGCUCGAUCACCGGCAGUAUCAAUGUAUUGAAACCUGGUCCGGGAGCAAAACGACUCGAAACCCUGAUCAACUCGCUGUUAUCGGAAGAGAAUUUUGAAGCUAGACAGUGCAAAUAAAGGUAAAAUUCAUCCCAGAUGGUAAAAUUCAAAUCAUGGAGUCAUUGGUGGAAAAGUCAUAUAAAUGGGUGACUAAAACUUUUAGUGCAAAACUCUGUCAGAAUCUUUGUAAGGUCGAAUAUAGUUUUGUUUUGUUUCUUUUAAGCUUUUUUACUAAGUUACUCA
Molecule: messenger RNA, 1801 nt
Organism: Cucurbita maxima (winter squash)
Lineage: Eukaryota; Viridiplantae; Streptophyta; Magnoliopsida; Cucurbitales; Cucurbitaceae
Product: beta-glucuronosyltransferase GlcAT14A-like
Exons: 4
Coding region: 350-1636 (428 amino acids)
Cellular component (GO): membrane
Molecular function (GO): glucuronosyltransferase activity
Source: RefSeq, a predicted model, not a curated record